Ascoidea rubescens DSM 1968 is the source of this 3389-nucleotide messenger RNA. RefSeq names its product DNA-binding transcription factor AFT1 (gene AFT1). Gene Ontology annotation, molecular function: DNA-binding transcription factor activity, RNA polymerase II-specific. The record is from RefSeq and is a predicted model, not a curated record. The transcript has 2 exons. The coding region runs from base 17 to 3316 and encodes 1099 amino acids. Lineage: Eukaryota; Fungi; Ascomycota; Saccharomycetes; Ascoideales; Ascoideaceae.
AAAAAAAAAGCACACAAUGGAGAGAGUCAAGAAGAACGGCGGCAGGCGCUGUGGCACCAGAAACUUCACUCUCAACGAGUUGCAAUGCUUCUUUGACUUUUUCAUGGAAUACAACAUUAUUCAUGGCUACGCCAGCGAGGAGUAUAAGCACCUCGACCCCUCUCAGCAGCCUUGCGAGCUUGGUGACAGCAAAAAUGGCAGGGAGUUGUUCUACUCAAAGAGCUACUGGGUCAAGCUCACCGACGAGUUCAAGAGCACUGUGGUGGAGUACAACAACAUGCUCAUCAGCAAUGGCAUGGCCAGAAAUCCGGCGCUCAGUGAUGCAAUGCCCUUCAAUCCCCUUCUUGGGUCGACUACCAGCUCUGCUGUAGCAGCAGCAGCAGUGGCUGGCACUUCUGCUGCCCACAAUCACAACGUCAACAACUACAUCAGAAAUUUUCCCAAUCGUCCUUACAACUCAUACAAGAAAAGGGUCUAUGAACAGGUGAAGCUCUUUUGCGGAUCCAGCUCGAAAAACUACGUCAACAAAAACAAUCAGAUAUUGAGAAACUUCCUCUACCACUUGCUCAACAGAAAUUUUGAUUCCCACUCUUUGUCAGACAACAACAACAGCAAGUUGAACAACUAUAUUGACAUGAUGAAGAUCAACAACUCUAACUUGAAACACAAAGUGACUUCAGAUCCUCCCAACAUGCCCUUUAGUGGUGUUUCCAACGGCAUUAGUACGGUCUCUCCCCCUGCUGUUCCAGACAACUCAAGCUCUACCACAGACACCAUUCGCACCAGAAACAACAUUGCUCGGCUUAUCAAUCUCAACAUGGACCUCAGUGUUGAAAACAACAAUGAAAAGCCAAUGUUUGACGAUAGAUCCUCAAUUAAAUCAUGGCUACAAACAAAACUACUUCCCUUGGGCAUCCUUAUAGUCAUCGAAAGAAGUGAUGAUACUAAGAUUGUAUUCAAGUGUAAAAGUUAUCAGUAUUCCUCUAAUUUCAAAAAAAUUAGACAAAAGAGAAUAUCAAAAAAGCAAAAGUUAAUUCUUCUAAAAAAAGGUAUCUAUAACCAAGUUGAGAAAUUUCAAAAGGAAAAACAAAAAUUACUAAGGAAAAAUAACCCAAAUUCUUGCCCUUUUAGAAUCAGAGCAAACUUUUCAAUUCGUGCAAAUAAAUGGUCAAUUGUUAUAGUCAAUGACAACCAUAAUCACCCAUUAAAGGACCCAAUAUCAAACGAUAUUCAACCACACUUGGCCAACAACAUUAAUAAUAUAAACAGCAUCAAUGGUAUUCCCAAUCUUGCCAACUUAAAUAAUGUUUAUAACCCUAUUAACAACGUCUCGAACAAUAACAACUCUAAUCUUAAAAUCGAUAUUAUCAAUACCAAUAAUUCUAAUCUGAUUUUAGAGAAUCAGAAUACUAUCGAAGAAACUUUUAAUACUGCUUCCUUUAACAACGAUAUUCAUAUUAAUUUGUUCAAAAACAAAUUCCAUAUCGUAGAAGAAGCUGCUCUUGAAAAUUCAAAACUUACAUAUAACUUGAUGAAAAAUAAACUAAAAAUUCUCAGCGCAAACAAUAGCAUUAAUAAUUCUAAUACUCCUAAUAAUAAUUUCAAUAGUAUCAACAAUAUUAAUCUAAAUAAUAUCCCCAAUAACAACCAACAACAAUCAAACUUUCCAAUAAUAAUUAAUGAAAAUUAUUCUCAAUUUAACUCUCAUAAUAACACUAAUAACAAUAACAAUAACAAUAACAAUAACAAUAACAAUAACACCAAUACUAUUGAUGCUAACAACAAUAGCAGUCCCAAUAAUAAUCUCUUCAAUACCAAUAAUAUUAACAAUAAUAAUAAUAUAAACAAUUGUAGUAAUAUCAACAACCAAUCCCUAUACAAGUUAAAUCCCUUAGAUGACCCCUUUUCUCCGGUAGUUUCCGAUAAAGAUGAAUAUCUCACCUCAAACUCCUUAUCCACCACUUCUACCUCAACCUCAUCUCUAUCAACAUCCUCAAAUUCUUCUUCUUCAUCCUCUUCUUCCAAUAACUCAGCCUUUUCAACAAACAAUUAUCAUCAAAACAACAAUAGCAAUUCUUCUAUAAUCAACAAUAAUUUUGUUGACUUUAAUACCAUAGACAGUAUUAAAGAAAAUAGCGUAAAUAGCAAUCAUAUAAGCAAUAUAAAUAAUAUAAACAAUAAUAAUAAAGAAAACAAUCUAAAUGUUAACCAUAUAAACAACACAAAUAAUAAUAAUAACAACAAUAAUAAUAAUAAUAACAAUAAUAAUAAUAAUAACAACAACAAUAAUAAUAGUACACCUUCUCAUAUUAAUGAUCAAAUCAAAAAUCCCAAAAAUGAAAGUGAUAUUGAUGAUUUAAUAACUGAAUUGUUUUCUAAUAAAAUUCAAAUAUCAAAAAAUCAAUCUCAACUUCAGCAUCAGCAUCAAAACCAGAUUCAAAACCAGAUUCAAAACCAAAAUCAAAACCAGAUUCAAAACCAAAAUCAAGUUCAAGUUCAAAUUCAAAGCCAAAAUCAAAACCAGGUUCAAGCGAAUUUCAUGUCUAAUGGCAUGAACAAUUCCAAUAAUAAUAGAAAUCUUUUUAUAAAUUUCAAUGAACAUGUUAACACAACUGAUGAAGAAUUAAUUGAUCAGAUUAUGAAAGAUAUGAAUAUUGAAUGUCCACUCUUAUUCCCCGAACAAUAUACUGAUGAUCAAAUUAUUCAUGAUUUCACAACUUAUAAUAUUAAUAUCGAUAAUAAUAUGCAGAGUAAUAUUGAUUUCAAUAGCAUGAAUAUAGACAAUAUAAAUAUCAACCUCAACAAUAACAAUAAUAAUAAUAAUAAUAAUAAUAAUAAUAAUAAUAAUAAUAAUAAUAAUGGCUACUACAAUAAUAACAACAAUAUAACCACUCCAAAUGGAGGAUUGUUUGAAAAGGAGUACUCAAUGAGUGAUUUUACAAAGGAUUUUAAUCAAACUUUCAACAAUGAUUUCAAUCAGGACUUUUCAAACAUCAAUAUGGAUAAUUUAAAUAUUGAUGCCAAUAACAUCAACUUGAUGAAUAUGAACAAUCAAAAUACAUUGCCUAUUAACGAUAAUAUCAACACUAAUGUGAAUACUAAUAAAAUUAACGGGAACCCCAAUGAAAAGUUCGACUUGAAUUUCUUAACUAGUAACGAAGGUUCUCCAAUUAUAUCCAACUCGCCCAUCAUAAAUAAUACAAACAACAAUAACAGCAACAAUAAUAACAAUAGCAAUAACAAUAUAGUAGCACACCAAAUCCCCGUAAUAACUUACGUGAAUGAUUACAAUCAUGAUGCCUUUAAUAUUCAUUAGAAUUCACCAAAAAUAGAUGGUUUUGUUUAUUUAUCCUUAUAUUUUUAUAUCUUUCUAUAUAAUUGACCUUUAA